Molecule: messenger RNA, 1737 nt
Organism: Dermatophagoides farinae (American house dust mite)
Lineage: Eukaryota; Metazoa; Arthropoda; Arachnida; Sarcoptiformes; Pyroglyphidae
Source: RefSeq, a predicted model, not a curated record
AUCUUUUCCACACAAAAUGUCGUCAACAGGGCCAGAAUCGGGAAAGCAUUUAUUAUCGAUUAAGCUUCAAAGUCCUUCAUCAACUACGAAUACUACGGAUGCAACGACAACAACAACAACAACAGCAACAUGCAGCAACAGCAGUGGCAAUGAAUUAUCUAGUAAAAAAAAUUUGCCAAAAAUAUCACCACAAUUCAAUCAGGAAGCAUCAUUUUGUAUGUAUUUGGCUGCAUUUUCGGCAUUACUUGGUGCCAUUGGUUUCGGUCUUGGUAUUGGAUGGUCAGCACCAGCAUUUGAACAAUUAUCACGUAAUACAAGUGUACCACAUCUAUAUGAACCAAGAGAUUUAAAACUAUUAACAUGGAUUAGUUCAUCGAUGCCUUUGAGCGCAUUGUUUGGUGCUUUAUUUUCCGAUCUAGUUGUACAAAAAUACGGUCGCCGUAAAGCAUUGGUCGGUUAUGGAUUGCCAUUUGCAAUGGGAUGGCUAUUGAUUAUUGCUUCAAAUAAUGGCUACAUGUUUUUGCUUGGUCGAAUUAUAUUGGGUUUGGCCAUUGGAGCAUUAUCUGGUACGGCACCAUCAUAUAUUGUUGAUAUUUCUACCACAAAAAUUCGUGGAACUUUAGGAGCAUUAUUUCAACUUUUUAUUGUCACCGGUAUAUUAUUUGCCUAUGUUAUUGGUGCCUUUCUACCUUGGCGUAUGGCAUCGGUAGUAUCGAUUACACCAACAAUAAUACAAACGAUUUUAAUAUAUUUUAUGCCAGAAGGACCUAAUUGGCUACUACAAAAUAAACGAAAUGAUGAAGCGAAAAAAGCAUUGACAAGAAUUCGUAGUAGUAAAAGUGAUGUUGAAAAAGAAUUUGAAAUUUUAAUGAAAGAAUCAAAUCAAACAACAACGGCAACAUCGAACAAUGUUGAAAAGAAAACAGAUUCGAAAUGGAAAUUAUAUUUUCAUAAAAAACAUUUAAUACCAUUAUUUCUAUCAUUAGGAUUGAUGGCAUUCCAACAAUUAUGUGGUGUCAAUGCUGUUAUGUUUUAUGCAACAGCCAUACUUAAUGAAUCUGGCAGUACUAUAACACCAAGUUUAGGUACAAUAUUGAUUGGUCUGGCUCAAUGGAUUGCUACAUUUGCCGGAGCAAUAAUGGUCGAUUUUACUGGUCGUCGUUUAUUGUUGAUUAUUUCGGGCUCAAUACAUGUGUUUAGUAUGUUUGUAUUUGGUAUCUAUUAUCAAAUGUCAACCGCAGAUUUUUUUGGUUGGAUUCCCGUCGUAAGCAUGAUUGUGUUCAUCAUUGGAUUCUCAAUUGGCUGGGGACCUGUUCCAUGGUUAUUGGUGGCCGAAAUUACACCACAUGAAUCGAAAAGUUCAACUGUAGCCAUGAGUACUUGUAUCAAUUGGACAUUAGCAUUUGUCGUGACUAAAACAUUUAAAGAACUACAAGAAUUAUUAACCAAACAUGGUGUUUUCUAUCUAUUUUCCGCUUUAUCUGCUGUAAGCGUCUUAUUUGCGGUAUUUCUAUUACCAGAAACUAAAAACAAAUCCUAUGAAGAAAUUCGAACAUUUUUCGAGCGACGACCAUCACCAACAAAAGAAACAGCCGGCAAGUUUUCAAUCAUAGAUCUUACAAUGAAAGAUAGUGAUACACUAACACGUUCAUCUGAUUCGGCUUAAUUUAAAUAUAUAUUAAUGAAUGAAUAUGUAUGGGUGGAUGUGAUAUAAAAAUUAUUUAAUUCAUCCAAAAU